Molecule: messenger RNA, 3190 nt
Organism: Lycium barbarum (goji berry)
Lineage: Eukaryota; Viridiplantae; Streptophyta; Magnoliopsida; Solanales; Solanaceae
Exons: 5
Coding region: 500-2839 (779 amino acids)
Source: RefSeq, a predicted model, not a curated record
CGCGUAAGAAAGAAUAUGCAACGUAAGUCCCUUCUCCUGAAAAAGAGAUAAACAAAGAAGACGUCAACAUUCAAUCUUACCCCAAAUUUCCAUGAAAAAAUUUCUCUCAAAGAAUAUGCAGCAAAAACAGGACUUCUCAACUGACAAUUCCCCAUUAUGUGGGCAUGACAAUUUUCUCUCUUUUUUGUGAAGAAUAAGGAUGUCAAUUAGACCAAGUCGCUCAGAAGUAGCUAUCUUUUCCCCUCACUUUUUGCUCGUAAAUCUGUUCACUCCAUGCAUUUUCACAGUUAGGUUGAAUUUCUACUUCCAGUUAGUUUUUAUUUUGCUUGCAAAUCUUGCUAUCUUUUGACACGUGGUUCGUCGUUUCUUAUACAGGUGCUUAGUCUAUUUCUCUCUUUGACAAAUUCAAACGGGUCAUUAGUUUUUCCUCAGUUUCUUUGCUUCCUCCUGCAUUUUCAUAUCCCAUGGAAACUCUUAAAGCUUCUUCUCUUCUCUGAAUAUGGCUUCUCUUUCUCGUUUCCUCUAUCAAAAUCUGUUUUUGUCACUUACUACUCUAUUUGCCUCUAUUUUCAUCUAUUUGGCUCCUCCGUUAAGCUUCAUCACCACAUUCUUCCUCAGAUUAAGAAGGGGUUAUGCUCCUCUAAACAAGAAAUCAAACAUUACUGAUGUUUUACCCAAAGAAGACUAUAAGAAAGAAACAGAUUUUUCAGAGACAGAGCAGCAGUUAGAUUCUGAGUCUGAUGAUUUUAAGGAUGUUUCUGAAUUCCCUGAUUCGGAAAAUAAUGAGGGUAUUCAGGAAACAGAAUUCUGUUUUACAUUUAAAUUCCCAACCUAUGAAGAAUUUUGUAAGAGCAAGGAAGACAAAGGUGAAUUUUUUAGCUCUGAAUGGAUGCCCUCUACAUGUAACAAUACAAAGGUUGUUACAUGUAAGACAGAAACAGAGGAUAUGAAACAAGUUCAUAGUAAAAGUGAAGCCUUUAAUGAGGAAAGAAAAGGGAAUUUGGGUAGCUUAAUGUGUGAUAAAGUUCAUAGUAAAAGUGAAGCCCUUAAUAAGGAAAGAAAAGGGAAUUGGGACAAUUUAACGUGUGAUGAAGUUCAUUGUAAAGAUGAAGGCCUUAAUGAGGAAAAAAAAGGGAAUUGGGACAAUUUAACGUGUGAUGAAGUUCAUUGUAAAAGUGAAGCCCUUAAUGAGGAAAGAAAAGGGAAUUUGGACAAUUUAACGUGUUAUGAAGAGAAAACUGAGGAAAUGAAUUCCAUGAAAGGAGAAUCAGAUCCUGGAAACAAGCAAUUUCUUGAGGAACCAGAUUUCACUGAUGACUUUUUUCAAUCUGAGAAGGAUUCUAUAUCUACUGAUUCUGAUACUGUGUCAAUUGGUUUUGAGCAUAUGUGUUAUCUUCUGAUGAACAGAUUAGUUGAUUCGUAUAGCGAUGGAUUCUUGACAGAUGAAGACUUUGGAGGAGAAUUUGAGCUUGAUUCCUUAAAGGAUAUUGAAAUGUCAGAGGAAAAUCAAGAAUCUGAUGACAGUGAUAGUGAUAUAAUGGAAGAGCUAAGGAGAUUAGAACAUGAACAAGAACAAAGAUUUUUAUCUGAGGAUGAUUUUCAUGAAGAUAUGGAUAAGCUAUCUGAUGAAAAUGUGGAGUCAAGAAAUGAAGAUGCAAACAAAUUGGAAACAUUGUGGGAACAUCAAGAAUUAAUUGAACAAUUAAAGAUCGAACUUAGAAAAGUUAGAGACACAGGUUUGCCCACUAUUUUGGAAGAAUCAGACACUACAAAAAUGGAAGAUUUGGAGCCAUGGAAGAUUGAUGAAAAGUUCCAACGUGAAGAUUGCAUGAGUGAACUUUAUAAGUUCUACAAGAGUUACAGAGAAAGGAUGCGAAAAUUUGACAUAUUGACGUACCAGAAGAUGUAUGCAAUAGGAUAUCUACAGAAAGAUCCACUAAAAGAUCCAUUUCAACAUGUCUCAAGCCAAAGAGGCUCAGGUCCAAAACUAAAAUCCCUUAUUUCACAAAAUAUUAGGCUGUUCAAACAUAAAAGGAUUGACAAUAUUGACCCAAUGGUAAAGUUUAUCAAAGAAUUGCAGAGUGAUCUGGAAGUGAUAUAUGUUGGACAGAUGUGUCUUUCGUGGGAAUUUCUACACUGGCAAUAUGGCAAGGCUUUAAGUUUGUGGGAUUCUGACCCUCGUGGUAUUCGUACAUAUAAUGAAGUUGCUGGAGAGUUUCAACAGUUUCAAGUUCUUCUCCAAAGAUUUAUAGAAAAUGAACCUUUUCAAGGCCCUAGAGUUCAAUAUUACAUCAAGAGUCGAUAUGAUCUUCGUAAUCUUCUUCAAGUUCCUGUCAUAAGAGAGGACAGAAUGAAAGACAAGAACAAGGCUGCUAGAGGUGGAGAAAAGGGUGAAUAUACUAUUACAAGUGACGUGCUAGUGGAGAUACUGGAAGAAUCAAUACGAAUAUUUUGGCAAUUUGUUAGAGCUGAUAGAAAAUACUCCAGCACAAUGGUGAAGGGUCAAAAGGGAACACAACAUCAUGAGCUUAAAGCCCCGGGAGAUUUAGAGCUUUUAAUGGAGGUCAAAAAAGGUCUUCAAAAGAAAGAGAAGAAGCUGAAAGAUGCUUUGAGAGGUGAAUGCUGCAUAUUGAAAAGGUUCAAGAAGUACAAAGAAGAUGAUUCAGAUCAUGUACUCUACUUUUUCUCUCAAGUAGACAUGAAAUUAGUAGCUAGGGUCCUCAACAUGUCAAGUCUGACAACAGAUCAACUAGUCUGGUGUCACAACAAAUUAAGCAGGAUUAGUUUCCUGCAUAGGAAAAUACUUGUAGAUCCUUCCUUUCUGCUCUUCCCUUGUUAAUAUCAGUCCUGCCUACCCCCACCCCCACCUUUUAGGGUAGAAUUAGAUUAUCAGUAUAUGCCAUCAAAGUGCAUCUUUUGUUGAAAAUUUCCUUUUCUGUUGUUAGAGAGCCAUUUUUCCUGCUGGCUGGAAAAAAAAAAAAAAACUUGUACUAAGUUGUAUAUAUGUAAGGAGAGUUGAGGGGCCAAACAAAAAAAAGGAACUGUCAAGAAUGGGAUUCGAACCCAUGCCCUUUCGGACCAGUACCUGAAACUGGCGCCUUAGACCAACUCGGCCAUCUUGACUUUCGUUCUUGUGUUCAACUUUUUUGAAGUAUAUCAAUUAAAACAACAAAAUUUUCUUCUUUUUACA